Microplitis mediator is the source of this 2317-nucleotide messenger RNA. RefSeq lists its product as uncharacterized. The record is from RefSeq and is a predicted model, not a curated record. NCBI's taxonomy places the organism in Eukaryota, Metazoa, Arthropoda, Insecta, Hymenoptera, Braconidae. The transcript has a single exon. Bases 8 to 2215 code for a protein of 735 amino acids.
AUAAAAAAUGAACAAUGAAUCUAAUUUAUCAAUCGACUCAGUUGAAUUUAAAUUAUUAAAGUCAGUACUCAAAAUACCAGAAGCUCCUAAAGUCAGUAUAAAUGAUCCGGAAUUUGAAAACCUAACGGAAGCUGAAAAACUUAAUGACAGUCAGUAUCGGUGUCUGAUUUAUCAGUUAUAUCCAAACGAACCGACAUGUGGGUGCCCCUCGCUGGCUACGAAUGCGGAACGAUCUGCUGGUUACUGUAAUAGCAACAGUAAAACUGUGAAUAUCGAUAACUAUAAUCGCAAAUCCACUGUACUCCAAGCGGACUUCCCUGUUUGUCGUGGUGGUUGCACAAGUUCAUGCUGUUCAAGUGCGUGGAUGACUAGGUGGCGACAACGACAACAACAAGAGCAACAGGGACAGCAGAAUACGCGAUUUGAAACCCCAAGUACUGUUGAAGAAAAAGAAAAAAAUUUAAACAAUGGUAACGAUGACAAGGUACCACACUUUAUGUCGAGCUAUUGUGUUGAAAAUCAACGAAGCAAUGAACUUUACAAUAGUACCUACUGUUCAGACGAGAGAAUUAGAGGCGGCGGUGGCAGUGCCAGAGAAGAAGAACCUGGUCAAGGAGACAAAGGCAGAGCUAGAGGUGUCGAGGAAGUGAAAACUUGUCAGUGCCCAGGUCUUGCACGAAAUGAAUUCCCAAAGAAUUCCAGAUAUCCCAUGAGGUAUGACGAUAUUAAAAAAACUAAUGAAAUUAAAACUUAUUAUUUAUCAUCGCAGUUUAAAAAUAAGUACCCAGAAUCCCGUAACAAUCGAGUUAAUAAAUUUAAUUUGCCAGAUGAUUGUUACUAUCCGGAAAAAGAUAUUUUAAAUUCACGUAAGAAUCAUUCGGAGAUGUGUACGAGAAAAAUGUGUCCACACAUUGACUGUCUCACACGGGCACUCGAAGAAGCUAAGGAAUUUGUUGAUUCACUUGGUAAGGUACCGGGUUUGCCGGGUUUGGGCUUAAUGGAUCCUUCAGCGAGUCCUUAUUAUCGUGCUCCGCGAGAGUAUGAAAAAAUUAAAGAUGAAUUGCAACAAGAAGACUCACAAGACUUGGGAGCUGUAAAUCCUCGAUGCGGUGGACCUUGCAAUCCAGGUAUCAAAUCAACGUCAACGUCGCCGUGGACUAAGGCUACGCCUUUUACUAUCGCUGUGCCAGGUAGAGGUGGAAUUGUUCGCGAAGCAAUUGUACCUGAUUCUAAUCAUAUUAACAAAGAUAAAGAUAAUGAUGAAUUAAAUGUGGCUGAUGUGAUUGGUCCUUGUGGUGAACGCCAGUGUAAAGCGAAACGUAAAAAAAUUCAUCGUGAGAGCGCUGUUGUUGAAAGUGUUAAUAUGCCUGUAGAAUAUGUUGAUGAACGUAAGAAGAAAAGUUAUUUGAUGAGAGAUAGCAAUAGGAGGAAGUAUAAAUUUAAUAGACAGAAAAUUUAUCAUGCGGGUCCGAGAGGCGAUGGGUUUAAGAAGGAGAAGAAGAGGAAGAUUAAGAAAAAAGUAAGAGUUUAUUUGGCAAGUCGUUCGUACUCGGGUUUCGUUUACGGACACAAAAAUUGUAAUGAUCGGUUGGGAAGAGUUCCAGCUCACAUGGGAUGGUUUUGGACACAGUAUCAACCUACUGGUAGAUUGAAACCACGAAAUGGUUGGAGACCCGGUGCUAUUUCACGGCGAAUUCGUGAAAUGAUCCAGCAGGCCAAAGUUGGAUUGAUGGAGAAACGGAACCGGCCUGCAUCGGUACCGUCUAGUGUCCGAAGUGUAAAGAAGCUGAAGACCAAGAGCUCGACUUCGUUGAGAAAAAAACCCUCCAAGAAAUUUAAUUUCAAGGAGGACGAUUUCAAAACACCUCCGACGCUUUAUAUACAAAGAAGAGACGGCAUUUAUUAUUUUACAAUGUAUCCAGUAAAACAGGAAAGUGAAAAUACGCCUGUUCUAGAAGAACCUAUGAAACCUCUGCAGUUUAAGAUUGCUCCGAAUAAAGACGACGCUUCAGGUGCCACGAGCUCGGUGGCUUCGGAUAUGGAUAUUGAAUUUUCACCUCCUGCGGCUCUUAAUCGGUCUAGAAAAAAACCAGACGUUGUUCAUGUUGAUACUCAAGUUAGACAGCAAGAAAUUUUAGAUGCCUUCAAGCCGUUAGUUCCGGAGGUUAAGAAAGUUAAGCCGCGUAAAAGUGUAAAGAAAAAAAAAAGUAAAUAAUUAAUAAAUCAUUUGUAUAAAAACCGAAAAAUAAUAAUAAUUUUUCUAUGAAAAAUCAAAAUAAAAUUUUCAUAAAACUAAAAAAUCAUUUUUCAUUAAAAG